Molecule: messenger RNA, 1171 nt
Organism: Cetraspora pellucida
Lineage: Eukaryota; Fungi; Glomeromycota; Glomeromycetes; Diversisporales; Gigasporaceae
Source: the annotation of a GenBank genome assembly
AUGGGAAACACGAUCGGUAAAGAUAAGGGAGAAGAAACUGUGGACGGAGGACAAUUAGUCCCGAAUGGUGUAUACAAAGUACCUCAAGAUUGGGACUAUAGGAGUGUCCGCAAAUUCAUUAUAGAACGCAAGCUGGCUCCUUUUUAUAAAGGGUUAUCAGACUAUGACGAAAGUUGGGACGAGGUUACACUAACAACUCAUAACCUUCCAAAAGCUGGUGAGGGUAAGAAAAAUGCCACAUUUAGUGGGGAAUGUCAAUCACAAGGAAGUAGAGAAAUAAAACGAGCAUCAACAUUAAACGUAACAGGAGCAACUAAAGGCAAAGAAACAUCUCCUGUAAAAACGUUAGAAUCUCAAUUAUAUAAGGGUGCUGUUGAAUGUCCAAUCUGCUUUUUGUAUUAUCCACGAAACAUCAAUUAUUCUCGAUGCUGUGAUCAGCCGAUUUGUACCGAAUGUUUCGUUCAAAUAAAACGACCAGAAUCUGGUUCUUUAGGAGCAAACAAUUCUUCUGCUGUAUGUCCUUACUGUGUAGAACCAAAUUUUGGUGUUUACUAUAAGCCUCCACCUUUUAGUGCUGGGAUUGGCAGUGAAAACAUGCCUGUUGCGAUUCCAAAUCCAAAUAUUCCACCAUCCACAUCACCAUCAUCUUCGCCCAGUGUGCCAGACGGUAAAGCGCAGCGAAGAAGCAUAAGCCAUAAAGACACUGAUGUUGUUACCACUGAUCAAAUACGACCAGAUUGGGCAGCUCGCGUACUUCAACAACCAUUACGUCAACCGCCUGGUGCGAGACGACCAACUCCUGCGACAUCUUCGAGUACACGGCGUAUUGUAGUUCGCCCACAAGGUGGAAGUAAUACUACCUUCGUGACUUCUUCAACUACUCCGCCUAGACGUACUAAUCCUCCCCCUGCAGCAGCUGCCGAGUAUGGAGGGUAUCUGGCGGCUAUGAGAAUGGGUACCGAUCUGGAAGAGCUAAUGGUUAUGGAAGCAAUUCGAUUAAGUCUUUUAGAACAAGAAAGGGAGCGGAGGGAAAGAGAUGAAAGGGAGCAGACUGGUAGCUCGCAAGACGAAAAUUCCAAUAUCGCUUCUUCUGAAAGUUCAACGACAGAUACAACGACUACAAAUUUAUUUAGUAACGAUGUUGGAGACGAAGAUUCAUCACCUGAUGAGA